UGUCUGUUGAAAUUUAUCUGAGACAGAAAGAUGAUAGUUAGAUACCUUGCUCUUGGCCCCUACCUUCCUCUCUCUACCUUCCUCUCUUCAACAAUCGACCGAUGCCCCACAGGAAAGGUGUACAGUUCGGGAGCUUCACCACCUUUCCUAUCCCGUGUCAUGGUCUCGCAGAUCCUAAUAACGUUCCGAGAUUCGUCCCUCGCCAUCGCACGUGCUUUCCCACUCAAUCUAUACUACGAAAGGUUAAAGUAAAACUGCAUGAAACUCCUGCGUUCGGAUCAUCGUUAGCGAUCUAUGCUCUAUCGGAUCCAUACCCGCGCCCUGUUUCGACAGUGCCAUCGAUGUACCAGCCUUGGUCAGAGUCUCAUCACCGACGCGCUUCCCACUCAAGAACGCGUCCGACACAUCGACGCGCUGCGUUUUCCUUCGGAAAGCUCAAGUUGAACGACAAUGGAGAGGCGUGGAUCGAUCCUCAGGGGGGGUGGCAACCCUCCCCGGGUCGAUGGUCAGGGCCACGGAAACAAGACGCAAAUGUCCCAGUGGGUACCCUCGACGACGAGUGGAAAUGGGACCCGAGCGAGAAAAGGUGGUCCAAUCCACGAGGGCAGUGGCACAAUACCCGAAAUGGCUGGCAGUGGCAGUGGUAUCAAAACCAUGAACCAACGACUCAGGCGACCCCGCAGCCCGCUCCUGCCGAGCCGUCUCCUCUUCCGACUAUGGCGACAAGACUUUCACAUCGAAAGAGAGCUUCGCUGGAUCUAAAACCCUCCCAUACAUCUUCAUCGGCUGAGUGCUCUAAAGUGACUCCACACAAGUCAAAAUCCUCUUCGAAGGAGCGGCCCAAGAGUGACUCAUUUGACCUCAGAAGACUUGCUGCCUCGCUUCCGCAAGAUCUUAGUCUAUAUCACCUUCAUGUGGACCUGACGACCGUGCAACCACUUCUCUGGUCCAUGCUUGACGUCCCUUCGCAGAAAACUGUGUCUCUGCUCUCAAGUAUCAGUUCCGGGGUCAUCUCUAAGCUUAAUGUGCCGGCAUGCCCGGGCGCAACGGAAAUCGUUGUACAUUCUCACCCUAGGUUCUCCAAGAUCCACUUCAAAUACUCUCCCACGAUACAGGGACUGCUUGAAGGGAUACGUGGUUACUUUUAUGCGAAUAUCAGUAAGAAGGCGAUGAAAAUGAUGACUGUGGACGAUCGGAACACCGUUUUCGCUGCCAAAUCGAAGCGCAUGUUCAUGCGAGGCCCGGAAGAAAUCGAGGACGACUUGAGAAUAGAUUUAUUGGAUGGGUUUGUGGUGUUCAAUGGCAUGAAAGUGCUGAGCCACGACAAGAACGGGAAGGUCGAAGUGGCAUUGGAACUUCGAAGAGAGAAACGAUGGGAUUGGAAUAUAACUUGUAAGAGAUGAGCUGGCACUAUUCUCAUAUGACAUUCAACGUAUAACUGUAUUCUUAGCAUCGUAACGCUCCGUCAUCUAUUUAAG
Guyanagaster necrorhizus is the source of this 1478-nucleotide messenger RNA. RefSeq lists its product as uncharacterized. The record is from RefSeq and is a predicted model, not a curated record. Lineage: Eukaryota; Fungi; Basidiomycota; Agaricomycetes; Agaricales; Physalacriaceae. The transcript is spliced from 2 exons. The coding region runs from base 102 to 1403 and encodes 433 amino acids.